CCGCCCCUUGGGCGGCCGUUUCUCUGACAGGAGCCCGGGAGCUCCGCGGGAGCCGGGUCAUUGCUGCCGCCGCCGACGAGCCGGGGCAAUGCCGCUGGGUCGCUGGAAGAAAGCUGCUCCCCUGGUGGACAACGACGAAGCGGAUGCCGAGAGCCGGCAGCUGGAGCCGGAGGUGGCGGGCGGGGAGCCGGGUUCGGGCCCCGGGUCAGGGUCGGCCUCCUCCUCAGGCCCCCCGCUCCGGCCGCGCCUGGUCUUCCACACGCAGCUCGCGCACGGCAGCGCCACCGGCCGCGUGGAGGGUUUCACCAACGUCCGGGAGCUCUACACCAAACUCGGGGAGGCGUUCAACAUGGAGCCGGCACAGAUUAUGUUCUGCACUCUGAACACUCACAAAGUGGACAUGGACAAACUGCUAGGUGGGCAAAUUGGCCUUGAAGAUUUCAUCUUUGCUCACGUCAAAGGGCAGAAGAAAGAAGUUGAAAUCUACAAGUCGGAAGAUGCUUUGGGACUUACCAUCACUGACAAUGGAGCAGGUUACGCAUUUAUCAAGAGAAUCAAAGAAGGAAGCCUCAUUGACCGAAUAGAGGCAAUCAAGGUUGGGGAUCUUAUUGAGUCGAUCAAUGGUCAGAGUGUCAUCGGUUUUCGCCACUUCGAGGUUGCCAAGCUGCUGAAAGGUUUGGUGAAGGGACAGCUGUUUACACUGCGUCUUGUGGAGCCUCUUAAGGCUUUCGACAUGAUAGGCCAGCGUUCCAGAGGAGGCAAAUUUGCAUCUGGUGGGCAGGUGGGCACUGGAAAAGGAACACUACGACUGAGGGCAAAAGGCAUUGCUACUGUGGAGGAUGAGCCAUCAGCAUUUGAAGAGAAGGCCAUUGAGAAGGUGGAUGACCUGCUGGAAAGCUACAUGGGGAUCAGAGACACUGAGCUAGCUGCUACUAUGGUGGACCUUGGCAAAAAUAAGAAGAAUCCAGAUGAGUUUGCACAGGCACUUGACGAGGAACUUGGUGACUUUGCAUUUCCCGACGAGUUUGUCUUCGAUGUCUGGGGCGCUAUCGGAGAUGCCAAGGCUGGGCGAUAAACACUGGAUGCAAUCGCUGAGACUGUACGAGAUCAGUGGAAGGGGCAUUUUUUAAAAAAUAUAUAUAUAUAUUUAUAUGCUAAUAAUUUUAGGACACUGGGUCCUGGGUUACUUUUUCAUAGGAAUAUUUCAAGAUGAUUUUGUACAGUCAGACUGACCAAUAAUUCCUUGUUUUCAGACUAUCUGAUUUUUGUAAGCAGUUGAUUUGAGUACCUUUUAGGUGCCAUAUUGUGGUGUGCUAAUGGUGUAUGCAUACAUGGAUGCCACAACUUUGAAAGCAUUCUCCUGUGACAACACUAUGCAGAAGUUAUUUUUAAUAUAUUUUUACAGGAAUGUUUAUGGAAAUUAGAAGAUUGGGUUGGGAGAAGAAAAAUCCAUGUGAAGAUCUGAAUUGUCUGUUUUUGUAGGCUGCAAUUUAAAAAAAAAAAUAGAUGCAUGCUGCAGUAUGGCAAUAAACUAGGGGUCCUCCACACCACUAGAACACUUAAAAAUUAUGGUCUUAACUAGUAAAUUUUAAUAGAUUUUCUUCUUGUUUGUAAUGAUGUUCCAGUUUUGGAUGCCUGUUUGAGCAGAAGAUCAGGAAGCUGUGUUGGUAGGAAAGAAAGCAUUUUUUUAAAAGAAUAAGAGACUUGCAUUUUUACAAUAACUCAUGCCUGCUUGAUCGCCUCAAUGAUUCACUAGUAGAAUGUAAAUGCAAGGUUUAUCAAAUCUUUCUUCUAUUGUUUACAAGACGAUUGUCUGCAGUACAUGGGCUAAUGUUGUUUAACUUCCCAAUACUGGUUGAAACAGCAGACUUGCAGCCAUGUGACUGUAUUAGGCUAAGUACUGAUUGUUUUGCACACUUCCAGCUUUUAAUGACUGUUUUAAAGCUGCCAUGACUCCGACUCCCACUAUGGUGGCUAUGUGAAAUGUUCAAAUUGAAAAGUGCACACCACUGAUUAUAGUAAUAAUCAUUAAUAAUUGUGAUCUUUCAGCCUUUGUAUCUUGGCAAAAUGUCCUAAAGCGCAGGACUUGGAUUUCUAUAGCACCUUAAUAACCUCAGGAUGUGCUAAAGCACUUUACAGCAAUUAGGUACUUUUUUUUUGAAGUAGUCACUGUUGUGAUGCAAAGAACGUGGCAGCCAAAUUGUACACAGCAAACUCCCAGGAACAGCAAUGUGGUAAUGAUCAGAUCACCUAUCCUAGUGAUAUUCAUGAGUAACAAAUUUUCAAUUAGAACACUGGAGGAAAACUGCCCUGUUCUUUUCAGACUAGCGAUGCGGGCUGUUUGAUGUACACUGAAGAGGGCAGUCGAGGCCUUUAAUGUGCAUCUGUUCUGGAAGAGGACACCUCAGUCUGUGCUGCACUCCCUCAGUGCAUAAAGUAUUGGCCACCUUUUUGCACUUGAGUGGAUGUGAGGUGUAUCAACCAAUGUUGGAGUGCUGUCAAUAUUGCUGUGACAUGAAUUGAGGCAUAUUACAUUUUGAAGGAAAAUUACCCCUAUUUCUUAGGUACCAAGUGCAUUUAUAUCCAUUGAUUGUACAUUUUAAAGAUAAACAGAAAUUGCUGGAAAAUCUCACCAGGUCUGGCAGCAUCUGUGGAGAGAAGUCAGUUAAUGUUUCAGGUCCAGUGACCCUUCAGAAAUUUUGAGUAACAAUCACUGGACCCGAAACAUUAGCCCUGAUUUCUUUCCACAGAUGCUACCAGACCUGAGAUUUUCCAGCAAUUUCUGUUUGUGUUUCAGAUUUCCAGCAUCUGCAGUUCUAUUGGUUUUAUUUUACUGUAUAUUUUAUACUGUUGCUUUUUCAGCGUCCCAAGGAGUGGAUAUUUAUUGUGUUGAGUGGGUUGGAGCAAAACAGUUAAUGCUGCAAAAGAAGCCUCUUCAGGUUAAUUACCAUUCUCAAGGGCAGUUUGACCAAGAUCCCAUUUUUUUAAUAAAUUCAUUAAUUGUUAAUGUAAAGUUAAACUUGUAAUAAAUUCUGCUGUCUGCUCCAUGCACUUUUUAUUGUUUGAAAGGAAUGUAAUUUGAUGCGAUUUAAUCCAUUAAAAAGGAACUGGUAAUUAGUUCUGAUCGUUCCUGUCCCUGUCAGUUCAUCUACUUGCAUUCCUUAUUUAAACCAAAUUAACUCGUCACAAGUAAUGAUUUAGAAUAUUGACAUUUCUCCUGAAUAUUUUGAACAUUCUUAAACUUGAACUGUUGUUUUCGUGAUGAAUGUAGGAAAUGUGACUGCAUCACUGUCAGAUUACCUAGGUUGAAGCUGUACCAAAAGCAAACCAAACCAUAUAAUGUCAUACAGCAUUGUAAGAAGCCUGUUAGCUCAUGCAGCUCUUGAAAGAAGUGUCCAUUUAGUCCCAGUGCCCUACACUUUCCCCAAAACUCUUAAAAUUUUUCCUCCGUAAGUACUUAUUCAGCUCUCUUUUGAAUGUUAUAACUGAUGAGUUUCCCCUGGGUGCUCCCAGUUUCCUCCUACAGUCUAAAGAUGCGCAGGUUAGGUGGAUUGGCUACGGGAAAUGCAGGGUUACAUGGAUAGGUGGGUCUGGGUGGGAUACUCUUUGGAAGGUUGGUCUGGACUCGAUGGGCUGUUUCCACACUAGGGAUUCUAUGAUUUUUGUUUUGAUUCUGCUUCCGUCUCAUUUUCGUGCAGCACAUUCCAAAUUAGAACAAAUUAUUUUUUAAUAUAAAAUCUCCCAAUUUCCCACUAGCUCUUUUGCAAUUGACCCUGUCUGUACUGUUUUGUUACUGCCCUCCAGUUUGCAUCUCAAUAACCCUUAACGCAUUACAGACUACUUCUUUUGCUUUUCACUGGAUAAGCUGUUUGGUGUCUUUGGUGCUUAGUGUUCUUUUUAAAACAACUCAUUAUCUGUUCAGAAGCCACAAACCACUUUGUCUUCAAGCUAAACUUUGCCUACCACGUUGAUCUGAACAGUUCACUGUGAAAAAGUUAAUACGCAGCUAUAUAGAAUUCUGUAGUGCACAAACUGGCCACUUGGCCCAUUAAGUAUAUGCCAAUGUACAUCCUGUUUGAACCAGCUCCCACUUUCUUGGAUCUCUUUCUGAAUUCUUGAAUUUAACACUAACCUAAGUUUAAUAGGAAAUAAUUAUUAAUUUGUAACAGUGGAUGAAUUAAUCCCUUGCUCAGUUAGUGUUCUAUUUUGUUAUAUUUUUUGGCUUUGCAUUAUAAAUUGUCAUAGAUUUCAUAAUUAUGUAAUGAAAACUGAUAUUAGGCGAAUGUUAUAUUGGUGCAAACAGUCAUUUGGUAAAAUAGCAUCUUUGUAGUAAAGAGCAAAUUUACAACGUUUUGACUUGAUAUGCUUUUAAAACUCUCUCGAAGGAAUGGCCAAGCUUUCCGCCCUUGUGAGCUGUGUAUACCUUGAGAAGUGUAUAAAAAGGUUGAGUUGGCAUUCUCA
Rhincodon typus (whale shark) is the source of this 4461-nucleotide messenger RNA. RefSeq names its product PDZ domain-containing protein GIPC1-like. The record is from RefSeq and is a predicted model, not a curated record. Gene Ontology annotation, molecular function: protein binding. The transcript is spliced from 6 exons. Bases 89 to 1075 code for a protein of 328 amino acids. Lineage: Eukaryota; Metazoa; Chordata; Chondrichthyes; Orectolobiformes; Rhincodontidae.